GCCGGUAAGCUGACAAGAUCGAAGUUCGAACAGACCGUGGCCGCUCUCGAGUUUUUCUCGCCAGGCCUGAAAGAUGCUCAUGUCAUGGGGCCCACGGCAGCAAUACGACGCUUUGUGCUGCGAUUGGGGGCAAAUGUGGGAACGAAGGUGCAGCGCGAACAAGUGACGUUUCUGGACUGGGACAAAGAUGUGGACAUUUCAAAGCUGUUUUUGCGCUUAUUGCGAGCAACUCCGGGCGAAGAGCGGUUGACCAUUCAAGGUCUGGACCCCACCGUCACUCGCCGUUUGGGAAGGUGGCAAUCUGAGACGAGUUUUCAAGUGUACAUUGAUGUUGUCACUGCGCUUGAGGUGGAAGUCACAUACUGUGCACGAGCUCUGGACUCUGACAUCCGGCAGGCGGUGGAGCAACUUCGGAAGCAUUUCCCACUAGGUUGCUUCAACUUUGAGUCGGAUGAGUCCACCACGCCAGGGUACAAGCAUGCAGUAUCGCGACGAGCAUUCCCCAUCUCCAUCCAGACCACAUCCUUCGCGCAGCGACGAGUCUCGACACAGAGUUUCAACGCCUCCGCCCACGGCUCAUCUUCAACAUCCCGCCUCACCAGAAGCCCGACCUCGCUGGGAC
Messenger RNA from Symbiodinium sp. CCMP2456, 622 nucleotides. The record is from the annotation of a GenBank genome assembly. Lineage: Eukaryota; Dinophyceae; Suessiales; Symbiodiniaceae.